This is a messenger RNA of Salvia hispanica, 912 nucleotides long. RefSeq names its product caffeoyl-CoA O-methyltransferase-like. Gene Ontology annotation, molecular function: O-methyltransferase activity; S-adenosylmethionine-dependent methyltransferase activity. Lineage: Eukaryota; Viridiplantae; Streptophyta; Magnoliopsida; Lamiales; Lamiaceae. The record is from RefSeq and is a predicted model, not a curated record.
GGCAAAUCCAUACCUCAAAGGGGUGAGGAAAAAAAAUUGAUUUGGGAAAUGGCAGAAUCUGAAAGUGGGCACAAGAGUCUUAUGCACAAGAGUCUUCUGCAGAGUGAUGCUCUCUACCAAUAUAUUCUGGAGACAAGUGUGUAUCCGAGAGAGCAUGAGGCGAUGAAAGAGCUUAGAGAAAUUACUGCAAAGCACCCAAUGAAUAUGAUGGCGACAUCUUCGGAUCAAGUGCAGUUUCUGGGCAUGUUGUUGAAGCUUAUGAAUGCGAAGAACACCAUGGAAAUUGGGGUCUUCACUGGCUACUCUCUCUUGGCCACAGCCCUCGCCCUUCCCCCAGAUGGAAAGCAGAUAUUGGCUAUGGACGUUGAUAGAGAGAAUUACGAUUUGGGUUUGCCGGUCAUUGUAAAGGCUGGCGUCGCACACAAAAUUGAUUUCAGAGAAGGCCCUGCUUUACCGGUUCUUGAUCAAAUGAUUAAAGAUAGCAAGAAUCAUGGGAUGUUUGAUUUCGUAUUUGUGGAUGCCGACAAGGUCAACUACUGGAACUACCACAAUAGGCUGAUAGAAUUGGUCAAGGUUGGAGGGUUGAUUGGGUACGACAACACCCUAUGGAACGGGUCUGUGGUGGCCCCAUUAGACGCUCCGAUGCCGAAAUACAUUAGAGACAGUAGAGAUUUCGUGUUGGAGUUCAACAAGGCUAUCUCUGCUGAUAAGAGGUUUGAGAUUUGUCAGCUCGCCAUAGGUGACGGGAUUACAUUGUGCCGUCGUAUCAGCUGAUAGCACCUCUUAUUAUGAAACAAAUGGAGUACAUUUUCAAGUUACGUGACUUGUGGCUUCUUUCUGAUUUAAUAAAACAUGCUAUUGUUAAAACGUGCUAUUGUUACGUGGAUUAAUUAUAUAAAAAAGUUAUAUUCA